Capsicum annuum is the source of this 1594-nucleotide messenger RNA. Its product is annotated as pectin acetylesterase 8. The record is from RefSeq and is a predicted model, not a curated record. Gene Ontology annotation, cellular component: plant-type cell wall. Lineage: Eukaryota; Viridiplantae; Streptophyta; Magnoliopsida; Solanales; Solanaceae. The coding region runs from base 218 to 1369 and encodes 383 amino acids. Gene Ontology annotation, molecular function: pectin acetylesterase activity. Gene Ontology annotation, biological process: cell wall organization. The transcript has 12 exons.
AUCCAAUAUUUGACUGUAAAGGAUUUGAGUCAAAAUACUCAUUAUAGUUUCAUUUAUUUAACAAGUAAAAAAGUUAAUGCUAUAUUUCAAAAAAGUUUUUAUUUAAAGGUUAUCUAAAUUUGUAUUUUUAUAUUUUCUUUCUUGGAAAAAAAAUCUAUAUAUGUAUUUCUUCGGCCCACCAUUAGCAAUAUUAUUAUUAAGAGAAUAAAAUUGCAGGAUGAUGACCACUUUUUUGUUUUUUUUAGUUUCUUUGUUGAGUUUUAUUACAACAGAAAGUCAAUUUGUUGAUAUCACUAUACUUCAGAGUGCUGUUGCAAAAGGAGCUGUUUGCUUGGAUGGAACUCCACCAGCAUACCAUCUUGAUAGAGGAUCAGGUACAGGAGUGAACAAUUGGGUGAUAUCAAUUGAGGGAGGUGGAUGGUGCCAACAUGUUAACCAAUGUUUCGUGCGGAAGAAUACUAAUUUGGGAUCUAGUGCAAAAAUGGCAAGCCAAUUUCUGUUCAAUGGGAUUUUGAGUACUGAUUCCAAGUUUAAUCCAGAAUUUUACAAUUGGAAUAGAGUUUACGUUAGAUAUUGUGAUGGUGGAUCCUUCACCGGAGAUGUUGAAGCAAUUGAUCCGGGUACUGGACUUCAUUAUAGAGGGGCAAGGAUAUUCAAAGCUAUUAUGGAGGAAUUAUUGGCCCAGGGAAUGAGAACAUCUCAAAAUGUGAUCCUCUCUGGAUGUUCAGCAGGAGGAUUGACAACAAUCUUGCAUUGUGACAACUUCAAAGCAUUACUAUCAAUAAGUGUUAAAGUUAAAUGCAUUUCAGAUGCUGGCUAUUUUAUUGACCACAAAGACAUUUUAGGAAACACAUAUUUUGAACAGUACUACGAUGAUGUUGUUACUUUACAUGGCUCCGCCAAGAAUUUGCCACCAUCAUGUACUUCAAAGUUGAAACCAGGUUUGUGCUUUUUUCCUCAAAAUGUGGCUCAAGAAAUUCAAACGCCGUUUUUCUUUAUAAAUUCAGCCAUUGAUUCUUGGCAGGUAAGAAACAUUUUGGUGGCUCCUGGUACUGAUCCUCAGGGUGUCUGGAAAAGCUGCACAACUAAUAUACACAGUUGCACACCAUCUCAACUCAAAGUUCUUCAAGGUUUCAGAUUGGACUUUUUAAAGGCAUUCGAGGGCCUAGGGCCAUCUUCAACAAGAGGAUAUUAUAUUAACUCUUUCCUUGUGCAUUGUCAAGCAACAAAUCAAGCCCGUUGGUUUGGUCCCAAAGCACCUAGAUUAUUCAACAAGACAAUAGCUGAAGCAAUAAGAGAUUGGUUUUGGGACAGAGAUCUGUUUCGACAGAUUGAUUGCCCUUAUCCUUGUGACAAAGCAAGUGUGUGAAGGCAAUGACAUAAUUAGUUCAUCAGAUAUAUAAUUAUUACAUGUCUCUUUCUUUGAAAUUGAUAGAGAGGAUUGUGAUAACUGAAGAAGGAUAAAUUCAUUGAGUUGACACACUGUAUCAUCAUAGAAGUGAGAUUUAUAUAUAGAUGUGGACAAAAUCCUACUUGAAACAUUGUGUUUUCUUCAUUUAUCCAUCAACUUGCAAGUGUUUUCAGUGUUUUGAUC